Molecule: messenger RNA, 1198 nt
Organism: Hermetia illucens (black soldier fly)
Lineage: Eukaryota; Metazoa; Arthropoda; Insecta; Diptera; Stratiomyidae
Product: mitochondrial import receptor subunit TOM40 homolog 1-like
Exons: 1
Coding region: 194-1183 (329 amino acids)
Biological process (GO): protein import into mitochondrial matrix
Cellular component (GO): mitochondrial outer membrane translocase complex; mitochondrial outer membrane
Molecular function (GO): transmembrane protein transporter activity
Source: RefSeq, a predicted model, not a curated record
GUCGCGCGGUUCGUGCAUUUUCCGUUGCGUUAAUUUGUACAAAUUUCAUAAUAUACACUUAUAUAUUUUAUAAUUAAAUUCCGUGUGUCCCUUUACGACAAUUUAUCCUUGCUAGAUCCCAUCCCAAGUGACAAUCCAUUUGCUUAUGUAAAAGUCUUUCAACACAUUCGGACUAGUCAAAUCUUACUCGAAGAUGGGAAAUGUGCUUGCCGCUUCGAAGCCCCCACCGCCUCUGUUUGACAGCAAAGUGGACAUACCGGAACCGGUGCCCUCGGCCAGCUUAUCUACAAAAGAGACUGCUGCGAGCGGUGAAGACACCGUGAAUCCGGGGACAAUUGAAGAUUUACAUAAAAAGUGUAAAGAUGUCAUGCCCGUGCCAUUCGAAGGUGCAAAGAUGAUGCUGAACAAAGGGCUCAGCAAUCACUUCCAAGUUUCGCACACACUUAACUUAUGCUCGACAAGCCCGUCUGGGUACAGAUUCGGUGCGACAUACGUUGGGACAAAACAGUUCACGCCUAAUGAAGCUUAUCCCGUAUUGCUAGGCGACAUCGAUCCAUCUGGAAACCUAAACGCAAAUCUCAUUCACCAAUUCUCACCGCAACUUCGUCUAAAGUUCGCAUCUCAGAUCCAACAAAGCAAAGUCACAGCAGCGCAACUUACAACCGAUUAUCGUGGCAAGGAUUUCACCGCAUCCCUUACAGUGGUGAACCCCAACAUUAUCACCAACUCUGGGGUCGUGGUGGCUCACUAUUUGCAAUCGGUCUCAGAAAAAUGUGCCCUUGGCGGGGAAAUCGCUUAUCAGUACGGACCGAAUGUUCCAGGUGGGAAAGUCGCUGUUGUAUCAGCAGCGGGACGAUACGGAGAUGAGAAAUCUACUUGGUCCGGCACGGUGGGUGCCGGGGGUGUGCAUAUUUGUUAUUACCAAAAGGCUAGUGAGCAAUUACAGGUUGGCGUCGAGUUCGAAACGAGCUUUCGACUGCAGGAGUCCGUUGCAUCCGUCGGCUAUCAAGUGGAUUUACCUAAAGCCGACCUGGUAUUCCGAGGGAUGGUCGACUCAAAUUGGAAUGUCAGCGGCGUGUUAGAGAAACGCCUUCAACCUCUGCCAUUUUCGUUCGCCCUGAGCGGCCGAUUAAAUCACGUCGGGGUCACCAAUUUGGUAUUUAUCCAAUUUUAUUUGUUUUAAUUAAAUUAAUGCACG